Sesamum indicum (sesame) is the source of this 1553-nucleotide messenger RNA. Its product is annotated as zinc finger protein ZAT9. Lineage: Eukaryota; Viridiplantae; Streptophyta; Magnoliopsida; Lamiales; Pedaliaceae. The record is from RefSeq and is a predicted model, not a curated record.
UUCACAUAUAUUUUUUCACAUGCAUAGUUCUAUUUUGUGUUCAUGGCUUGCAUGGAUGAGCAACAAUUACCAACAUUUAAGUAUUAUUGUAGGGUAUGUAAGAAGGGGUUUAUGUGUGGUAGAGCUCUAGGUGGGCACAUGAGAGCUCAUGGAGUUGGGGAUGAGAGUGGGAUGAACAUUGAAGAUGAGGAGGAGGAGGAGGAGAAUGACUGGGAUGAGAAACUUGGAGGGGGUGAUGGGACAGUUAGUGUCAAGAGAAUGUACCAAUUGAGAACCAAUCCAAAUAGGUUAAAGAGUUGUAGAGUUUGUGAAAAUUGUGGGAUGGAGUUCUUGUCUUGGAAAUCAUUUCUCGAGCAUGGGAAAUGUGGCUCUGACAACACGUCUGAGUCCCUGGUGUCCUCAGGUGAGGAGGACGAUGGUGGAAAACUUGGUGGACGAUGGUAUAAGCGUAGGAGAUCAGUGCGAGAAAAAGUGGGUAGUUUUAGUUCAACUUAUGGAUCGAGCGAAGAAGAGGACCUCCACGUAGCUAGAUGCCUUAUAGAACUAUCCAAUACAAUAGUUGAUCCGCCAUUGGCGGUUGAGCCGGAGGAGUCGUCCGCCUCUGCUAGUCGGGAGGAGGAGAGGCGGAACCACAACACAUUCACGAGCAGGGCAAACUUUGACAAGGCAAAAGGGCUAGUUUCUCCUAGCCCUAAAGGCUUGUUUGAAUGCAAAGCAUGCAAGAAAGUGUUUAAUUCCCACCAAGCAUUGGGGGGACAUAGGGCAAGCCAUAAGAAGGUUAAAGGGUGUUAUGCAGCCAAACAAGAACAACAAGAUGAAACAAAUUUGGCAGAAGAUGAUGUGAUCACACAUGAAGAAUCCUUGAUCCCACCAAAAUCAACCUCCUAUUUCCAAUUUGGACAAGGUUCUACAAUCAUUGGAGCUACUAAGAGGAAAUCGAAAGGCCAUGAAUGCUCGAUUUGUCACCGGGUUUUUCCCUCAGGGCAAGCUCUCGGAGGGCAUAAGAGAUGCCAUUGGAUCACCUCUAAUUCACCUGACACAUCUUCAUUACCUAAGUUCCACUUCCAAGACCAUGUUGGACCAGUCCAACCUUGUCAAAAGCCUAAGUCAGGGCAACCUGACACGUUAGACCUUAAUUUCCCCACUUGGGCAAAUGAUAUGUUAGGAAUAAGGCGGGAUCCACACAACCCAUUGAGCUUCGAGGUGUCUACAGAUGUUCAACAUCUACAAGAAAUGAUCGACAGUGAUACCAUAAACCCGCGUUUUGACUCCCAACAUGACAACAAGAAUAAGAACAUCAACAGUUUCAGAAUUAACGAAAACAACAACGUCAUUGAUGCUACGAACAAUGUUGAUGGUGAAGUAGAUAGUAACUUGAAGUUUGCCAAACUAAGUGAGUUGAAAGAUUUGAAGGACAUUAACAGUAGAGGUAACUCAUCCCAAUGGUUACAAGUAGGAAUUAGUUCUACAAUUGGAGUUGAUGGUGAUGUUUGAAUGAGGAAAGAAAAACUUAAAGCUAGAGUGUACUAUAUUUUUGUAUUCAUAUUGUAAAA